AUGUUCGGAGGAAGCGUGAACCGAGUGAAGGACCUCAAGAAGGUCGGCGAUCUCACCACCUUCACCUGGCAAGUCGGAAGGUUCAGAAAUGUUGUCGUGAUUGUUUCGACAUCAUGCAAUAACAAGCGAUCAAGACUCCCCGAUCCAUCACGUAGAGACACCGCAGCCUUUGCAACUAUCAAGGUGUCAUAUGCUCCAGACUACGGAGAUCGAAAGAGGAAGUCAACGAAAGGAGAAGUGCGGUCUUCAUCGACCAGUGAAUCUGCGAGCGAGGUUUCUUCAAAAGCGUCUUUGGGAAAGUCUCAAGCCUCAAGAUAUGAGACCGAUAUUCAAGACGGAACCUUUACAAUGCAUCACUUCAUCUUCAAGGUGGAGAUCUUUGCUAUCACGGGGGUUGAGCUCGAACCUCCGGAAACGGAUUAUGAGAUCACCUUGCAAGGACGACAACGAACCCGAUGGAUGAUCAAAGAUCUUGAAGGAAUCCAUUCAAAAAUUUGGCCUAAUCAAAAAAUCUCUUCUUCUGAGUUCGAAACCGACGGUUCAUGGUAUCUGGACCUGUAUCCUAAGGGAUACAGGUUGGACGAGGACAAGAGUGAAUACCUGUCGAUCUACUUGCAUUCUUCGCGCAAACAAGCGGAAAUCGGAGAUACAAGGAAGCAUUCAUUCCGUUUCGGUAUUUUUAAAGUGAAUCGACUUGACAAGUCUGUAUACCGGAUGCUGGAAGAAGAUGAAGAAGAAGAUGUUUACUUUCCUCCUGGCUCUUCUUGUGUGGCAACUUUCAACGCAGACCGGAGAUGUUUUGGAAAGCAAUGCUUCAUUCCUCUUUCUCACAUAGUCAACGGAAGGCUGGAUAAGUCGCAGCUUAAGGCGCUGAAAGUCAAUCCUGACAUGGCAGCCCAGGAGUUGAUAGCUGGAAGGUAUGAUGCAGGAGGGAGCAUCACUCUGAUCCUCGACAUGUCUGUAACGGACGAUGAGAACUGGAUGGUUCAACACAUGUUACAUCUCAUCGAUGCAUUUGACAACCCGUAUAUGUCAAAGUGCAGUGAAACAGGAACAAGAUUCGACAGGUCUGCCAUCUUUGGGGGAGCCAAAGGACUGCCGUCCCCUUGCCAUGUCUGUGGGAAACUUUUUGUCUCGAGUACCCUUUUUGCCGGAGAAGUGACAAGAUUCCCUGACUGGGGUUUUGAGGUUGGAAGAGACUUCAUUGUCGAUAUACUAGUAAGGGAAGAAGAGAAUGCACUGCAGAAUGUCUUGAAGGAGUUGGACUUCCAGCGGCAGCUUCACAGCGCAAAGAUGCACGUGGCAAACAGACUGACAAACAUCAGGAAACGAAUGUACAAGACAGACCAGGAGAAGAAAGUGAAGAAACACAACAAUUCAGAUGAAGAGGACGAGGAGUUGCCGGACAAAGAGACCGCGACAGGGCAGCUCCUCAAGAGGAUAGAGAAAGAACUUGCUGAACAGAAGAAGUUUGAGAGGAAUCUGCAGAACCUGAAACAAGAGAUUGAGAAUGCUCAUUUCAGCAAAACCGUGUGCAGCAAGUGUCUUGAAUUUGCAAAAGAAUAUCAGGCAGCGCGGAGAAUAUAUGCAGCGGAGGACGGGAACACCCCGACAAUCAUGUCCAAGGAUCCUUUCGAGCAGGAUCCCAACAGAUUUCGGUGGCACUGGAAGGUCAUUCGCGAUUACGUCGAGCAGGAGUACACAGGAGUUCUCUCGGCCAUGCAGUCCAACAUCGACGUCUCCGAUGCCAAGCUGGUCGGCGAGUCGCUCAAGCACGGGAGGAACAAGGGCUACAUGUCCGACCAGAUCCCUGUCACAGCGCAGGGGGAAACAUGCUGGCGAACUGAAGGCGUGGGGAAGAAUGCGAUGACUCUCGUGCGGGGAUGGUGGUACGGGGAGCCGACAGAGAUCGCAAGGCAAUGCUGCGGACGGAUCAAUCUACAUGACCCAGACCUUAACGAUGAUCCUGAGACUCCAAGAGACGGGUUCUGCGAUGUCAGGUUUGACCGCCGACAAGGAAAUUCGAAACCUGAGAUGAUUCACUGCCGUCUCACGGGAAAAGUGUUUUGCACGAAAUGUACAAACUACAAGAUUCCACUUCCCGAGUAUGAGAGAUCUCCCGACAAAUGUAAAACCCUGGCCAAGGUUUGUAUCGAAGCGUAUGAGAGGCGGCAAGCAACGGUUGUUCGAAUACAGGACGUGUCUGAAAAGCCGCCGGAAGAGACGGUUGAGAAGAAAGUGAAAGGAAUCCAGCAAACUACCGUGGAGGAAGAGGACGAUGACAGUGAACCACCCUACGUGGCUUUACUAAGAAAAAUACCCUUUUGCGGCGAAAACCUUGCGGACAAGAUUACAGAUGAAUAGAAGGAUGAAAACAAGGAUGAAAGGAUUAUUUGUUG
Guillardia theta CCMP2712 is the source of this 2399-nucleotide messenger RNA. RefSeq lists its product as hypothetical. The transcript is spliced from 21 exons. Gene Ontology annotation, molecular function: protein binding. Bases 1 to 2364 code for a protein of 787 amino acids. NCBI's taxonomy places the organism in Eukaryota, Cryptophyceae, Pyrenomonadales, Geminigeraceae. The record is from RefSeq and is a predicted model, not a curated record.